This is a messenger RNA of Stylophora pistillata, 1523 nucleotides long. Its product is annotated as glutathione peroxidase 2-like. Lineage: Eukaryota; Metazoa; Cnidaria; Anthozoa; Scleractinia; Pocilloporidae. The record is from RefSeq and is a predicted model, not a curated record.
GAAUUUUUUCAGGUCUGAUUUUCGCUAUUGCCUAAAUAGCGCUAUCUACUGCGAGGAUCGUGCACCAUAUGUAACCCCUUUUUGUUCAAACUUUUUUACUCAUGAACCUACCGAAUUAAAGAUCAAGGGUGGUUGCUGUGGUUUUCUCAAGAAAACACUGAGCACUCACUUGCAAAUGGUAAAAUCCUGUCAAAUGUUAAUUUACAUUGUUAUCAUAAUUAUAUCGAUUAUUUUGAUUAUAGCAGACAUGUUUUAUUCUUGGAAAGUAGGGUGAUGAAGUGUCACUCGAUUAGCUAAUUUUCAACGCCUUCGUUGGACUGAUUGUAUCUUGAGAAAUGAGCGCAAUCAAUUCAAGAUCCAAUUCGCCGUUGCUUAUUAAUGAAUCAAAUGAACAAUGCCCGAGAUCCGAUGAACAAUCCACAAGUAAUUACAGGCAGGUGUCGUGUUCUGCGAUUGGCUAACGCAACAGCUGUCUUUAACCACCUGAGUCAACUGUCAUCGGAAACCGAAGGCACUACUGCCUCAAAAGCACCUCGCGCCUAAAUAUGGACGCCGCUAAGGUCUUCUUCCUCCUUGUGGUGUGCUUACAUGGAGGUUUGUCUACAGAGAGAAAAAAAUCGUUGAGCAAAUGUAAGGAAGGAGAAGGUUCAUUUUAUGAUCUCUCUAUCAACGAUAUUCAUGGCUUGAAAGUUCCUGACACAGUCUACAAAAAUCACGUCGUUCUGGUUAUGAACGUCGCAACCUUCUGAGGUUUAACGAUGCAAUACAAACAAUUGAAUGAAUUACUACAAACGUAUAGAUCAGGAGAAAACAGUAAAUGUGGAUUCAGGGUUCUUGCUUUCCCUUGCAAUCAAUUUGGUCUUCAGGAACCGGGAGAGAACGCGUACGAAAUUUUAAAUGGUCUGAAAUAUGUUCGUCCAGGCCAUGGUUUCGAAUUAGAUCGUAAUCUAAAAAUGAUGCAAAAAAUUGAAGUGAAUGGCAAGAAGGAAAGCAAAAUAUUCACGUUUCUCAAGAGCCGAUGCCCGGCACCAGAUAAUUUUAUCGACGAUGCUGACAAGAUAAGUUGGUCACCAGUUAGAAACGACGAUAUAACAUGGAAUUUUGAGAAGAUUCUUAUUGACCACAAUGGGCAGCCAUAUCGACGAUAUACACCCACAGUUGAACCUAAAGAAAUUACCCAGGAUAUCGAAAAACUUAUAGGACAAUGGGAGGACGAAACUGCGGAAUAAAUAAUAAGGCUGGGAUGUUCAAAGAUGAGUAUUUAACAGAGAAAAUUCGAAAAACUCCUCUCGUUCUUUUUAAGUCUCGAUGGAAUGACAAGCGGGCCAGAAACUGUAUCUUCAGGUGGUCAUGCUUCGAAGCGAAGGUCUCGGUCGAGUUGAGUGGUCUUCAAUUCAUUCAGCCCCUCAUAAGGUUGAGAUCGCACUAAAUCGCGACUGUAGUUGGAAUGAAAAUGGUCAAAUAAAAAAGGUUAUUACAUGUACAAAAAAAAUAAUAACAAUGAUAAUAAUAAUAAUAAUAAU